AUGAGCAACUACAUCUGGAACAACACCUACUCGCUAGAAUUUUUGAGCGAGGACUUUUAUGAGUUGAACAUCAGCACAAAGGACAACGUGUACGAAGUUGUGAGGAAAAGGAAAGAUGACAACGAAGUGGAGAGCCUUAGCAUUAACAUAAGCCAUCACAUAUGUAUGUUCGUGCAGCUGUUAGAUAAUUUAUUAGGGAAAAUCAGUUACAAUAACAGCAUAAUAAAUGACACACUAAAUUAUAAAAGACUAUCGGAUAUCUUUCACUUUGUAAAAAAUCAGUUAUAUAAUUGUGAUUACAGUUUGUUCUUGAGGAUUUAUUCUAUCUACCAUACGUAUAACCAUAGAAAAAAUGGAUACCUCGAUGUGAACACUUUAUACACAUUUAUUUUGGACAUAAUAAACAAGAUUGAAAAUUUGAAUGAAAAUAAUUUUUUGAUUCUGCCUGGCGGGUUUUAUUUACAAAAAGAAAAAAUGCUAAUUAAAAUUCUGUACAUAAUUCAUAAAAAAAAUAAUAUGUACAGUUUCACAGUUUUAAAUAAUUCCAUCUAUGGCAUUCAGUAUCAUCCUUUCAAGAUUGACGAAGUUGAUAACUUGGGUGUUCUCCUAAGGGACGUAACUCUGUGUAUAAAAAAUAUUAGCAAAAAUUUCCUCACCAAUUCCUUAUUUUGGCUGUGUCUGUACCGGUUGUAUAUUUUGCCCAAUCCGGACAACGUUGAUAUUUUGUACCAGGUGCUGUUGCCAUAUUUGAAUAACUCCUUUUUGACGAACAACUGGAAUUUGAACAAUAAUAAAACGGUCCGGGUGUCCCAGGGGGGUGGAAGCAGUGUCAGCGGUGGCAGUGGCCACGUUGACGGUGCUAAGAGUAAUAGCAGUGGUAGCGGCCUUAAUGUGGACCCCUACGGAGACGUGUUCGGGCGGAUGGGAAAUGCCCCCAAUUCGCAGAACUUCUUGAGCGGUACUUAUAACUAUGCAAGCAGUUCGAGUCAUCAAGGUAUGCAUCGCACGGGGGGACUUUUCAGCGGCCUUGAUCAAGCGACAAAUUUUAACAACCGAAGUGAAGUGAACAACUUAAUCAACUUGGAUCCUUUGGGAAGCGGCACAGGGGAUUUCCAAAGUGGAAAUAAAUUUAACACAUAUGAAAGCAACCCUAACAAGAAGCCGGACUAUUUCAGCGCAUUCGAUUUUGUCGAUAAUGCGAGUGGCCGGGAUGGGGGCAACCAUGUGUAUGUCGGUGGCGGAAUGGGGAGCGGAAUGGGAAGUGCCAUGUACGGUGGGCGAUCAACCGACAAUUUCUUCAGCGACGGACGGGGAAACGACAAGGCGGCAAACGACAGUGAGAAAUACGGAGGCAUAUACGUAAACAUUUACAAAAAUAAAUUCACCUCGUUCUCCAUGAGCUUAUACUAUUGCAUAAUAUACAUUCUGAAAGUUUUGAACAUACAAGAGGAAGACAUCGAGGUGUUUAAAAUUUUUUUGUACUAUAGCAUCGUCUUGAAAUUGUGUGACGAUUUGUUUGUGUAUGAUAAUAUAGAGAAGAAUCGCCUCGAGAAUUCCCACCAGAGAUUGAUGGGUACAGGAAAGGAGAAUAUGUUCUCCAGUACAAAUGAUAAGCAGGCCCCUUUUUUGGGGAACAACAUGUCCUACCCAGCUGAUGGCUUCUCCCCUACAAUGGACCUUAACCACUUGAGUGGGAACUACAACCGCGGGGGAGACGGACAACAAAUGUACCUUCAAAAUGAUAACAGCAUUUCUAAGAGCAACGUCUACGGUAAAAUGGAAAUGAAACAGGACCCAAACAAAAUAGACUCAACCUUUUUCACCUUCCUAGACAUGAGUAUCAGAAAAUUGUGCAUCCUUUUUCAUCAAUAUUUUUGUAAAAUGAAAAUGGGAAUAUACGACAAGAAUAAAAUGAUAAGAAAUGAGAUUCUUAAUGAAAUAUUGAAGAAGGUCAUAUUUGUAAAAUAUAUGUACACCAAGGUGGAGUCUAGGCUUUAUGCAGACGCAACGAUAACGGGGGGCGGAGAGUUAAUGAAAGGUAAAGAUUACAAAAAUAGCAUUAAAUUCCCCAUGGAGAUAUUAUUACAGGAAGAUAUGUACAAGAGUUAUCGAAAAAUAGAAAUAAAAAAGGACGUGAACAUUCCCAUAUCUUUUUACAUUUCGAGGAGGACCAUCCAAAAUUUUGACGAUCUUUAUGUUAUACUUUACCAGACAAAUAUUAUUACGAAUAUAUUAAUUAAUCAGAAGAACUACAUUAAGCAUUGCUACUUGUUGGCCUUUUCCUUCGUUUCGCAUGUCCUCAAUAAUAUGUUGCCAUCCCCGAAGCAUUUUAUAUACUUGUCCCAAUUUCAAAAGCUGAAGAGAUCACUCCAGAUUAGUCUCUUCCAGGAAAUAUACCACAUGCAUAACGAUAUUUAUUUUAUAUCGUGUUCAAUUGUCCAGAAUAAGCAAAUAGUUAUGUACAAGAUUGUUAACAGUUCCAUGCUUUUGUUUUUGUACGACUUUCUGUUACGUAUUCCAUGCGUGGACGUGUGUUCUCCGUUCGCAGUGCAUUAUAAUGGAUUCUCCACCGGGAUGGGAAGUUAUUUGGUUGACCCCCGGGGGGGUAUCGGCGUUGGGAGCAGUGACAGCGAGUUUGCAGAUCGGAGAAGAGGCCGCAGAAAGGGUGGAAGUCACUACCAAAUGAUGAAACAAUUUUCGAGGAAUGUGGCGGACAAUGACAGCUACUCCUCUCUGGACGAAUGCGCACACGCCGCAAGAGGAGCGGAGAUACAACUGUCUGGGUACUGCAUAGACAUAUCAGUGCUGGAAUGCUUUAGUAACUAUUUUCUCAUCAUAAAUCCAAAGCUAAAUAUUAUGAGGUCUGAUAUAAUAGAAUAUUUUUACAAAAUUAAUGAAAAGAAAAUUAACAAAAACAGUAAACUUUUUUUAUUCGAAAAAAGUGACGACAUAAACACUAGCGAAAUAGAGAUUCUGGAGAACAUCAGUCUAGACUUAGGGUUAGACAGGAAGAAAAAUCACAUCAUAGAAUAUUAUUGUGGAGAAAAUGCACUCUUCAAACAAUUGAUACCAGAAUUUUACCACCUUAGAGAUAUGCUUUUCCUGUUCAAGUCCUAUAUGUGUCCCUAUAUUGACAAAUUACCACCUGUGCGGGUUUACAAAUACGACGACAUAAAUUUAAGAUUUCGUUACAAGAACAAAUUAAAUGUUACUCUUUUUAAUCGUGAAAUUGAUAUAUGUGGAUAUAUGUGUCCCCCGAAAGAUACGAAACUCAAUUUUUUUUCCUUCCUGUACCAGUUUAUGCAGUCUCAGGAAAGUAAGAAGGACAACUGCAUUUUGACCUACUCCAACCCUAACAUGUAUACGAGUACGUAUAUUGAAAACGAGUUGGACGUUUUAUACGUAAACGAUUUGCCUUUUUUCCAUCCCUCCUUAAAUCUGCGAGAUGUGGAAAUUCUGUUGCAAUAUUUAACCGUUCCAUAUAUUCGAAUUCCUCUAAUUUUGGAAUUUUUUUGUGACAAGAACAGAAUUAAAAGUUUCCAAUCGUUUGACAUCCAGCAGCUACUUCUGUGCACUUUGUUCGAGCCAUACAUUUUUAAAAAUAAGUAUAGAGUUACAGAGGAAGAUAAUUAUGUCCCUACUAAGGACAGGAAUAUCUUCGCCACGAAAUAUGGACUCCUACUCAACGAACUGAUUAUGAGUCCUAAAAAUGUCCUCUGCAGCAUUUACUCCUAUUUGGAAUUCUUUUUCAGUUUUGAUAAGGAGAACAGCAGUAACGGAAAAGUCAUCAUGGUGUUUAUCGUCAUGCUAUGUACUUAUGUUAACUCUUACAUAGGAUUGAUACUCGAGACCAAUAGGGAAAUACGAAGAAAUUUGCGUAACAUUGAAAAUAUUGUCUUAAAGGAAGGACUCCUACCUAGGUGGAUGUGUAGCGAGAAAGAGGUUACCCCACAUACGGAGAAACAACAAACGGGUGAAACGAAGAAGGCAAAGCGGAAGAGAAGAAGGAUAAAAAGAAAACUUCAUUUUUUUAAUAAACUCAGAAAAAAAUUGAUAAAAAAUGAAUUAUAUUGUUCUGAUGAUGUUUUCUCGAAUUUAGAUUCUUACUACAGGAAGAUAAAAAGAAAGUUAGAGGAUGAGGUUAUUGAAGUUUUGUUAAAGUAUGCCAGACUGUGUGUCCAGAGGAAUGACAUAACGACCUGCUGUAUUUACCACGGGUGUAUUUUGCUAAUUUAUAAGGAUAUCAAAUUUAGGGAGCUCAAUCGAGACAAGGUGAAAAAUUUAUUGUCUUCCAUUUUUUUUAUUUUAACUUAUUACACAUUCAACGCGGAAACGAACUACGCUGAUUUGAAGAAUAUAUAUGGGUUGGGUUCCCUCUUUGUUAAUACAAGUGACAAUUUGAGUGGGGGUGGAAUGGAAUUGUCCCACGUGGCCAGGAACAAUGACAAGAGUGCUGCGAACGCACAGGAAAUACGUGGUUUUCUUGCGGACCCUUCAAGUGAUAGCUUUUCCCUCCUCAUUAAGACCUUCUCCGUGUGCGAAUGUGACAUUUUUAUUUCGAUACAUAGGCAUAGAAAUAUGCUGUUGAAAUAUUUGGAGAAAAAUGAAAUGGAGCGAAACAUCAUUUUUGAGCAUACAAUCCAUGUCUGCGCGUGUGUUCACGAGAAUAACAAAAGCGAAUACACAGGCGGUGGACGACUCAAUCGAUUUAACUCAAACAUUUUUUUGAAUUUCCGCGCGAAUGAAAAUAUCAUAAGGAAGUGGAUGCCAGCGCAUAAGUUUAAGCACGUGGGGAUUUAUACUAUAGAGAAUGUGAGCCAUGACAGGGGUAGUCGCAGGGGGGACGUAGGGCUAGUAGGUGGUGAAGGCGGAGGAAAAGUGUCCACCUCGAAUUAUUUUUUUACAUCCUCUGAUUCAUCCGGUUCGCUUGCGAUGACCAGUUCGUCCGGUUCAAUUGGUUUGUCUGGUUCCUCUACUGAUUCCAUCUCCUCCAUGUCCUCGUACGAUGAUGACUUCACGUCCACCGAGGAGGACGAAUCGGAGGAGUGCGAAGAUGUCGGGGAAGUGGCGAAUAAACAUGUGCAGAAGAACCACCAAGGAGGUGCUGCCGCCCCCAUGGAGAAGGAAGCGGAGUCAUCCCCAUGUGACGAAAACGCAAACGGGAAAAAGGACGGAGAGGAUACAAAUGGGGAUCUCUCUGGGGAAAAAGCGACCAUGCAUAUGGAUCAGCCGAUUAGUGUGAAGUCCAAGAAGAAGACAAAAAAGAACCUCAAUGAAAAGGGAGAAGCGGACGAAGAGGAAGCGAAGAUAAACGAAUUGAAAGGGAACAAGAGAAAAAAAAAGAAGAAAAAAAAAAAGCUAAUGAGGAUGAUGCAAAAAAGGAGAAGUGACAUUUUGGAUAAUCAGGACGAUGGAAGGUACAAUGAUGGAACGGAAAGGAACCCUUUACACGACACGAACUCCUUGCACUCCAACACCAUAAACCCCAUCCUGAACUUCCCGUCCUUUUUCAAAAGCACCAGUAGAAACAUCAACAGCAGUAGCGAAAAAAGGAUGUUAAGGAGGCAAAGGGCCAAAGCCAGGAUGGAGGCAAGGAGGGACAGCAUCCUGAGCAACAACAAGUACAUUUCUUACAUAAAAAAAAUAAUAAAAGAAAAAAAUAUUCUGAUCAACCUACAGCUAUUUACAUUUUCGUACAAGGAUAAUAAUAUCAUUACACUAAAUGAUAACAUGAAGAAAUUUAAAAAUUACAGAGAUGUCUUUUUUAACAAUAAAAAUAGCUACCUGAGGAGUGAGAAGAGAAAAAGGGUAAAUCAUAGCAGUAGAAUUAAGAAAAAAAAUGUGAAGGUCUUAAUUACGCAGUCGUAUAAAAACUUCUGCGCCUUUAACAUUAUUGGGAAGAAACACAAUUUAGAGGUGUGGAAAAUUUCCAACAAAAUAAACUUAAAAAAUUUAAUGAGUUAUCAAUAUGAUAAAUCCAAAAUAUUUUACCUCAAAAGUGGUAGCCUAUUGAGCAGUAUGAAAUUUAGCCCCACGAAGACGGACCAGGUUAGUAGCGAAAAUGCCUCUAGUGAUAAUCUGAAUAUGACAUGCUUUUACAACUUUCUGUCAAGCGAAGUCAAGACUGGUACUCUGUACGAGCAGGAGAACAACGACACGUAUGUGCGAAUCAUUUGGAAGUUUAAAAAAAGCGACAUGAGUGGACCAAAUGGAGAUAAUAACCCCAGGAGCAUCCGAAUCAGUGCAGAGGAUGUAAAGGGUAAAGACAACAGCGCUGUAGGAGGGCUGGAUGAUUGUGGAUCGAGAAAGGAUAAGGAAUUUUUCGAACUGAAGUCGUUUAAUAUAAAUUAUGAGACACAGAACAUUGAGGGUCUGUUUAAUUUUAAAUAUGAGGAGAACCAGUAUGAUAGCAGCUUGAUCAACACAACGGAGGAGUCCUCCUUCAGUGAUGACACGAGGAUUGUUUCGAAUGGUUACGAUUGGGAAGGUCAUCCCGCGGGGGACAAUGGGGAGAAGGCCUCCACGAGGUUGGUGCCUAGUAGUACUAGCAGUAGCGAGGGGAGUAGCGGAAGGAGCAGUGUAACAAGCAGUGUAGUAAGCAGUAUGGGAGGAGGAGACCUCGGCAUCUUAGGUGCCGGAACGGAGCUGAGCGUCCGCACCAAAGGGACAACGAACAAGCAAGGGAAGCAGGGAAAUUACAAAGACUCCAUGGGGGGUAAGGUAAAAAGUGGUGCCACCCAUUUGGAGGCAAAAAAGGAGAAGGAAAAAAAACUUGAUAAAAAAAAAAACGACAGUCAUGUAAAUAAGGAGGCAGAAGUGGAGGAAGAACAUGGACUUCGGGAAAUAAUUUAUCGGAAAGACAUGAAAUGCAUCUACAUUUACAACAUUUAUUUUAAACUGAAUCGUUUUGUGAAGAAGUUGUAUUACUGCAGUGACGUGAAAAAGGUGUACUUCUCGACCAGCAUAAACAGGUGCAAGAAUUUGUUUUAUAAUUUUGAAAAUAACAAUGUGCGUCUUUGUUACUAUAACAAUAAGGAGACGUACGAUAUGUACAGCUUGAGCAUAUCGAGAAAUCUCUACAACAACCUCCAGGUGCAGACCUAUUUGAACCCAGUGCACUUGUCCACUUUCGUCCCCAACAUUUUGUUGCAGUACUACAGUUUUUGGUACAAUUCGGAUGGAAGUAUUAUUGGGGAAAUAAAAAGUUUGAAGAAGAAUCGGAAGAACAGAAAUUCGAUUAUCUACAUUAGAUUAUUCGGUGGAGAGGGUGAUGGACUUGUUCCCACCGAAGAGAAGGGCAAAAGGAACAAAUGUUUGAGUUUUGUGAAGAGGGGGUUACACCUGCAUGGUGCAGAGAGUAAACAUAUGCCUAGUGUGCAGCAUUAUGGGGUUGUUCAGAAGUUACAAAUUUUUAAUGCACCAAAAAACUCAGGUAAAAUCACAUCCUUGAGAGUGAACAAUGAUUACAGAGCCAUGACCCUUAUUAACAUCCUGAGUUAUGAAAAUAACGAGGUGUAUAGAGAUUUUUACAACCUGUUGAUGAAAUUUGAUCACAUUACCUAUAUACUAAUUUAUACGUUAAGCGUUCCUUCCCUUUUUGGAAGUACCUCCGAAAAUGUGGAUGUGAGCAGCAUGCCCAUAACAGUGGACUUGGUGGAAAUACCAAGGUUAAACUUGACCCUACGUAGAAACAAUGUAGACAUAAGAAUGGGUGUGGGUGAAAGGGAUGACGCAGGUGAAAGGCAUGGUGUUUUGUCCCCCGGAGGGGCGAAAAAGGAUUCUUAUAAAUACCACUUCGAAGAACUGAACAUGUAUUUAUACACAGGAAAUCUCCAAAAGUAUAGUUACAUAUACAAUGUAAUAAAAAAGAUGAAUAAUACAGUUCUACUGAAGAAUAGCAAAAGUGAUUUCUUCUUUCUAGUAUCCCUCCUGAACAAGCCAUUUUUUCUCAACAUUGCAAAUUUGUAUAAAGAAUUUAAUAAGAAGAAUAUUCACCUGUGUACUCUCUUGGAGAAACAUAUAAACAUCCUCCUGAAAAAUCACAUGUACGUAACUAUUUAUUAUCAUAAUUUUAAUAUAAACAUGAAUUUGAAUAAGAACGUGGAUGUGCUUAAUGAAAACACAGAGACGAACACGGCGUCCAGUUUGCAGUAUAUCAUUUUGUCCGUCCAUACUUCCAAGCUGUUUAUUAAUUUCACAAAUAUUUACAGCUGCUUCUUUUUUAUCGUGUACAAGUAUAUACAGAAGGAGCAUGAAGAGGUGGUUGAGUACUGCAACAAUUUGAGUGUCUGCAAGGAUGAUAUUAAGGAGAUAAAAUAUUUGUUGAACAUUUUAAAUUACUGUGAUAGUAGUAUAUUUUCUGAUGUGGAUUCGUGUGCAUGCAGAUUGAAAAUAUUUAUCACUCUGUGCAAGCAGAUAAAAAUUAUUUUGCGGAAGAAGAGACAUCGAAUGGGCAAUAGGAAAGACAUGUGGAAUAUGGAGCAGUACUAUAACAUUUUCCACUAUGUAAAAUCUCUUUGGAAUUUUGACAAAUCAGGACCAAAUGAUAAUAACUCUUCCAGUGGCAAUGAAGCAUAUAACAGCGGAGCGGAUGCUAAUCAUUAUUCUACCGGUAGAGGUGCGAAUAGGAGAGGCAGUAAAGGUGGAAAUGGCGCUACACAUGGAAGAGACACUAAAAAUGGAAGGAGAAAAAAUCAAAUGCAUGAUACAAUGAACAAAAGUGAAGGAAGCUCAAGUGUAUAUGGCCUGUCGGAAAACUCGUCCUCCUACGACAGUAACUACGUGUCAUCUGAAAAGGAAAACAAAAAGAAAGAAUUAAAUGCACAGGAUAAAAUCAUCGAUGGAGAGGAUGACGAUUUGAGUGGCAAAAAAAAAAUGGUCAGGAAGAGUACCGAUUUGAAUAAAAAAAAGGGUGCAACAGGAAGGCGCGGAGAAAGUCAGAUGCGUAGUGGUCAGAAAAGCGUCCAAGAUAAAAACAUUAAUGAGCCAUAUGAAGAGAACAAUAAUAUGCACAUCUACAUGUACUGGGAUAUUAUAAAAGACAUUCAGUUUUAUAUAAACAAUCUGAUUUAUAUUAAGGCCAAGUGCAAACUAACCAUCGAUGAGGAGAUUUUCCUCUACCAAAAUUGUAACAUCAAUAUACACAAGUACAAGCUAAUUUAUAAUAGGUAUAUUAUCCUGAACAGCAUUUUGGAAUCGAAGAUGACGUCGGACAAGUGCAACCCGCUUUUCUUUUACAACAUUUUGAGGAAAAAGCAGCUGGAGAACCAGGCCAAGAUGAGGAAGUACCAAAUUCAGUACAGGAAUAAAAGCAAAAUUGAUGAGCUACACCCGACUAAGAAGUUGGAGAUGAAUUUGGCCUCACCGGAGCACGGCCUAAUGUAUAAUCAGAGCGGCUACGAUGUGGCGAAGAAGAAAAUGCAACCUACAAUGGAGAGUAAAACCCAUUUUGAAAACAUAAAGAGUAAUUUCGAAUCGCUGAAGAAUUGUCUGAGUGGCAAGAAGGAGAAGCAAGCAAAGGAUAAUAAUCUGGUUGUGUCAAUUAAUGUUCCCAAAGUGGAAGCAGUAAAAUACAUUAACAACAUCGACGAAAAUAUAUUCAUGAACAUCAAUCUGUAUGACAAUAUUGGAAAUAUUAUUAACAAUAUGAGUUACAAAAAGAUGGAGGACAAAAAUAACGUGGAUGCUCUGAACUACCUGAAUACUCUAAUCAACUCAUUGGGAAUACAAAACUUUUUCAUCAUCUACAAUUACUUUAUUAACAAUUUAAAUGUGAAAAUCAUCAAAGGGGAAAACACCUUCCUCUAUGGAAACCUUCUCUCAAGGUACUUAUACUUUUACAAUUAUAACAUAAGUCAGUAUAGUAAAAUUAUUUACAUAUUCAUAUUUAUUAUUAAUCAUCAGGAAAUUGUAAACAUGCUUCCAAAAAUUGACGACCAGAAAAUGAAAAAGAAUUAUUUGAACUUCUUCAAAACGAAUGACUCUGUUUUUAACUUCUUUAAUGAUAUUUUUAAAUUUGUUCAGAAUUUCCAAAAGGAAAGAAAAAAAAAAAUUAACAAGAAUAUUCUACCCCUCACGGUGGACAAUAAUUUGUCCAUAUCUAUAUCGGAUGUAAUUAAGUACCGACUCAUAAUUAACAUAAACGUAGAUGAUUACAUGUGUGAGAAGAGGGUCAUACAACCUUUUGAUGUAAAGCCAAAUGUGCAUGUCGGUUUCGAUCUCCUCAAUGAGUUAUGCUUUAGCCCUUUUAAGAAGCUAUACAAGUACCUGCGCAGGGUGAAGCGAACUGGAGAGGCAACCCUCCGCGGCAGAGAUGCACCGUCCCAAGUGGUUAGCGACCGAAGAGAAGUAGACUCCAAUUCGGAUAAGUCGCCGAGUCUAAAUCUGGCUAACCGAUUUACAAGCGCUAAGAAAAGUAUGCUCAAUUUCAACUUUGAAGAAAGUAAUAUGUCGUGCCAAAAUAGCUAUUCGAAGAAUUUUAUUCAGAAUAUGAAAAAUGAUUAUAAUGCCUAUCUGGACUAUCAGCGGAAGAAGGUUGAAUAUGAGUUCAUCGGGUUCAGCGCGGAGGAAAUUAAAAUGACAUUCAAUAAUAUUAAAAAGUUGAAGGAGUACGUAAACAUGUUCGUUAGCAUUAAGGACAUUUUGUUAGAAAUUUUCGUCGGGGACAAUAAGCUGCUCGAGUGCAUAAAUGAGUUCAUCGAGGGGGCUGAUGAGAACGCCACCGGGAAUGGGAGCGGCUGCGGAAGCGACAGCGAUGAAGACAACUGUAGCCAGGAGGACAGUGGCAAGGGUAACGGUAGAGACGGAGGGAUAACCGCAGAGAAGGAAUUCUUCGCCGAGGAGAAUACCCCCUGGAACGAAGACCUCGUGGAUAUAGACACACACAACGAGCAAGGCCAAAGUGACAAUCGCAAAAAAGGGGCAGAGGAAAACCAGGCUACAAGCUACUUUCUGUACAAAUUUGGAGUUCUAGGAAAGGCAGAAAAGGAAAUCAAUUUAAAAAUCCUCAUAAGGUGUUUCAUGUCCAAGUAUGCGCAUGAAUAUUUAGCCAUGAUAAACCCAAACCUGAAGAAGAAGAGCGCCAAGAAAUUCAUUAACAUCGUCUUGCUCUACAUGCUAAUUAUGAACCGCAAAAUUUUCCUGCACCAAUGUAUAAGUAGCGUUAUAAGUAUUUUGAAUAUUUUCAAGGUGUACAAUUUGAAGUUGAAGCUUUUGAAGCAGAAGGAAAAGAGCGUACGCGAUAACGACAGUGCAUCCUCUAACUUGAAUGAUGGGACGAACACCCUUCUGAGCAAGCUUCUGAACAAACAACAGAAAAUCAUAAACAAAGCCAUCAACACGAUUCAGCUAGGAACGAAAAACCUCACGCAGCUGACGCUCACGGAGAGGCACUACUUCACAAUGAGGAGCAAAUCCAGCCACCAAAAAAUCGCGCACAGAAAUUUGGACCACAAUUCGGAUUCGUCAGAUGUGUCUACGUGCUACUUCUCCAGUGACCAGUACGAGGAGGGGCAGAGAACUCGCCCUAUAAAGAGAGAAGAAAAUGAAGGGGAAAAAUACUUGAACAGUUUAGGGGAAAAGAUGGUGGACCCAUUAUUGCUGGGUUUGCGCCAGGAAACACAAGAGGAGGAUAAUGCGAAGAACGAGAGCAAAGUGCAGAACGGGGAGAGUACCAACUGUUACUACACAUACGACCCAAGGCUGCUAAUUUUUGAGUACACGAACAAUUUAAUAAUACGAAAGAAGCAAGUAAAAAUGAUAAAGAAGUUUAAGAGAGAUUUUAUAAAGAAAAAAAAACAGUACUGUUAUCAAAUAAUUAUGGGAGGAGGAAAGACAACGGUGUUAUCACCACUCUACUUUUUAAUCUUUUCCAACUACUUCUUAGUGUUUAAUAUGUGUCCCCAUCCCUUAAUUCACUUUACAAUAAAUACAUUCCGAUCAAGAUUUUCUUCGAUCAUAAAGAAGAAUAUCUUCUACUUUAAUUUCAGUCGAUACGAUAAUAUCACGACCGACUUGUACAUAAGUCUGUGUAGUGCACUAGAGAACAAAUACAUUUUGGUGACGAGCCCAACUUGCAUCAAGUCUCUGUUCCUUAAAUUGGUGAACACAAUUCAGGAGCUAAAUAAUAUCAAAACAUUUGACAUGAUUAAGCAGAAGGCGAAAACACACAUUACGGAUGCCCUAACAAAAUUUCUAGGGUUUCAAAAUGAUGAGAAUUCAAUGAAUGCGGGUAAUUCCGCUGGACUCAGAAAAACAAGCACAAGUAUGUCUGGUUAUGCGUCGAAACCUGGGCACCCCCCAAUGACAAGUGAUUAUAAUAUACUCAAAAAACAGCUCGAUUUGUCCGUUCGUAUUUUCGACAUAUUAAAUAAGAGUAUUUUACUGAUUGACGAAAUUGAUAACGUUUUGCAUCCCCUCAAGAGUGAGUUACAUUGGCCUUACGGCACAAAUAGAGAAAUUGAUCUGGUGAAUGUGGUGAGAAAUUUUACUGAUGUGUUCAUGAACAACCCUUAUUUGAAAUUUUUGUAUGAUAAUAAAAACGAAGAUGUGGAUAUUAGGAGCGUCAAAAUUGCGGUAGCAAAUCGGAAGGAUGUAAGCGCCAAUUUGUUGAAUCAUAUUAGACAGCUGCGGGAGGAGGAGCAUGCCCAGAGACAGGCGCAAAGACAGUUACAGUGGCAAUUGCAGCUGGAGGGAGGUAACGAUGAGGAUGAUGGAAUGAGGAGGACAGCUCACCAUGUCAAUUACGGAAGUACGGGAGGUAGCAAUUCGUAUCAUGUGGAUCAUCUCCGAAGUGAUAACAAAAUGAGAUUCAAAAAUGGAGCGAUCAACAAUUUUAACAACUCCUUAUCAACGCAGUUGUAUAGAAAAGAAGAUGCAGGUGAUUAUGGGGGGGUACACGGUACUAUGGGAGAAGGUGGCAUAUCUGGGGGUGCACUUGGUGGAGUAAUUAAUGGAACAACCAAGUAUAGAUCUGUGAAAAUGCCAAACAGCGGAGAGACAGGCACAACAUAUACUUACAUCGAUUUAAGCCUAUUCAGAUAUAAGCUAAGUUGGGUCCUGAUCGAUUUUUUUUUCUACCCUGUAUGUAAGAAGCUAACCAUCCCGAUGUACAUCCACUUUAAUACAAAUACAGAAUAUAUAGAGGACCUUCUAAACACAUUUAACAAAGAAAUUGAAAAGGGGAUAAAAAACCACGAUAUUUCAUUGAUCCCGCAUUUCCACAUAAUAAAUUUUAAGUGGUAUGAUAAUAUAAUAUGGAUCAUUGCUCGCUAUGUGUAUUACUUUUUACUAUGCUAUAAGAUAAGUGGAGUGUCGCAAAAGGUGAUUGAGUCCUAUUUAUGCAUACCUCUGUGCAUCGGGUACAAUGACAUAAACGUGAAGAAUAGGUGCAGGGAUAACAACUUCAGUAGCUCCACGAUAAGGAGAUUAUUAAAUAUUAAAAAAAUUUCGAACAAGAAUUAUUCGACCGAUGCAAGCAAUUUGAGGAAUGAAGAUUUGCAUGUCCUAUCGAGUGAUUACCAUUUUAAAAUCUUUGAGAAGAUAAACACGUUGGAUUAUAUUUUGUGUAAAAUUUUAAAUCUUUGUCGACUUUACAUCAAUGGAAUUUUGCCAUUCGUUUUUUCUAAAGUGAAUACAGUGCAUUAUGGAAUCCUUUCCGCGGAACAGAUUAAUAGGUGCCAAAUGAUCAUGAGCAAGAGUAGGUACUUCCUGGCAGUUCCUUACAUUGGCAAAGACACUCCCUCUGAAAUGUCCGAGUUUACAAAUGUGGAUGUUGUCGUUUCGCUCACCAUUUUAUCCUAUCGGUACCAGGGUAUGAGGUACUUUGACUUUAUCCUGAGUAUGAAAAAUAUUUUGUACAACUAUUCUCUCGAAAAGGAUUACGAGCGUGUGCAGAGCGAGUCCUCCGACGGAAGCUCCAGUGAUGAGGGAAGCGUGAGGGACGAGCGAAGCAACACUUAUGAGCGAGGCAGCAGUGAAGAGGAAGGCAGCACUGAUGACGCACUUGCGGACAAGACAGACGGGUACACCCACUCGAGUGGGGAUCAAGCUGGUGAAGGAAGUUCUGCGAAAAGGAGCAGCUUGAUGGAAACGGAUACGUCUUGCACCGGGGCCACGUCCACCGAGGAGGCGAAUGGGAAAAAAUCGAAUGAAAAAACGCGAAAAACACGCAAAGGAGAAGUGAAGAUGAGGAAAAAUAAGGACAAGCAGACAAGUGAAAACAUGAAUAGAAGCACAAAACAGAUAGGGGAAAAGGUGGAGAGAAAAGGAAAGCAAACGAAAAGAGAAUUAAAAAACAUGUAUGAUUUGUACAGAGAAGUGAUUGAAACCAGCGGAGCAAAAAUAAGGAAAACGAAAAAGGAUAUUAACAACACGAACUUUUUCAUAUACGAUAACAAUAUCAACAAGAAGAGAGAACAAAAUAGGAAAACCAAAUUAGGAAAAAAUUACGUAGAUAAUAUAGACAGGAUAGAUUUAAGUGAUAAGGAAAUGCUAUACGAUUUAUACAAUUUGACCAGAAAUAACCCAUUACUAAUUAGUUAUUUCCUGUUAGGAAUUAUUCUUAACAAAUAUAUCAAGCAUACAGAAAAGCAGCUUUCGUCCAACUCCCAAGAUUUAACGAACAAUGUUUUGUUUAAGUAUGUUGUGGGGUAUAGUGGGACAAGCAAUGAUAUACUACCUGAAGAAAUUCACAAGUGUAAAUUUGAAAAAAGAACCAUUGGUUCUAUACUUAACAUUAUUAAUGAUCCUAAGAUUGUGAACUUUAUUUUCUUACCAUCUCAAAUUGCCCCCAUUGAUAUUUUAAGGAGCUUGGCAUUUUCAAAAGUAAAAUUUAAUAGCCUUAUAGAUACGGGCUACUUGAUUAAUAAUAUUUCACCAAAAAAAGUCGCCUAUUACAUUUUGCAAUUCCUGGACUAUAUCGACUGUUGUGUGUACAUUGAUAAUGGGAAGCACAUGUGUAUGUUGCCCUUGGAAAGGAAAAGGAGAGGAAUGAGAAAAAAAAAAAAAAACAGAAAUAAAGUUCUGAUGGACUGCCCCGAAAAGGGGAAAGACGAUAAGGUACGUGAUGGGGGAUAUAGAGAGAAGACAACCCCAGGUGCGAGUAAAACGCGCAAGAAUAACAAAUCCGCAAUGAAAAGAAGAAGAGGAAGAAGAAAGAAAAAUGCAAGUAGUGACAAACAAAGUGGAAAUAAAAUAGAAAAUAACCUGCACCUGAAUGUGGAAAUUAUUCCGCUGCAGGAUUGCUACGUGCCAAUUAAGAAACGGUUCAUCUAUUUUGAUCACAUUAAUACCUUUGGCCAGGACAUAAAACAGUACGUAAAUGCAAACAGCUUGGUGACCGUCAAUAUCGGGAAUGACAUUUCUUCUUUCAGCCAAGGUGUCUUUCGCUUGCGAUCGAUCGGCAUGAACCAGAAAAUAUUCUUCCUCAUCCCCAUGUGCCUCGUCAAAUUGAUGAAUGUAAACACGAGUCUGUUUAAGGACUCAAUUUGUGCGCAUAUGGUGAAGGGUAAAUCGGUAGGAGUACGGAUGGGAGGAGGAAACCACCUUACCCACUGUAAUAAACGACGGGGGGACAUCUCCUCGCAUGAUGAGAAGCAAAUGUUGAAGAGGUUUGCGAAAAGGAAGAAGCGAGUCCUGCUCGAGUGCAACAAGAACUACAGCGAAGGAAGUCAGACAGAGUCUGAAAACGGCAUGGGGGAGGCGACGACACUCCUUAGUAGCAGCAGCGGAGAAAGCGCGUCAAGCAGCGAGAGCGUUGAGAGCUGUGAAGUUGGACAUGGGAAGAAAUCCCCUGCCACCGAUGAGAUAAACAUAAAUGGUGAUGGGACGGUUCGUCAGGAUGACGACAUCGAGGACGUUCCCCUGGGGGAAGACGAAGAGAAGGAUGAUGACGCCUUACAUGUGAUGGACCCACGGGAAGAAUGCAUGUUCGUGAUCGACUGCUACAAUAGUAUCCACUUGGAAGAAAACUCAAAGGAAGAGGUUCUAAAAGAGUUGACGUACUACCUCAUUCUUAACAAUAUAAGUAACAACAUAAAGCAAUGCGAGCUUCUGUGUGUGCAUGGCAUAGUUAACAUAAUAAAGAGGAAGAGCAUCAGGAUGCUAUUAGAUAAUUAUAUAAACAUUGGUGUUUUUAAUUAUAAAGAUUAUUUGGGUAUUUUCAACACAAGUAUUGAUUUUGAUGUGCAGACACAGGUACCCUCCAAGAGCAGCUCGUUACUUUGCAUAGUUCAAUUGAUUGAGAAGUUUCAAAAUAUUUUCACCAAAGAGGAUGAAUUAUUUCUUCAGGACAUUAUUUAUCGCUACUUUUGCUUACAUUAUGAUAUUUCUAAUAAAACAAUUGUAAUGUAUUUUGACGCCUUUUUUCCUCGAAAGAAUUUUAUGAGUACAAAUUUACCGCACGUAAUUUUAGACCUAUUUGAAAAGCUCAAGAAGAUCAAAAAGGACCACUGUGUUCUGUCGUAUAAGAAAAACUUCAUGAAGAGGAACACCAGCAAUGAGUACAACGCGGAGGAUGAUAACUCAAUAGAUAAUCACUUGUUCAGUCUAGAAAAUGAACAGGAGAAAGAGAAGGAAAAAGAGAAAGAAAAAGAAAAGGAAAAGGAGAAGGAGAAAGAGAAGGAAAAAGAGAAAGAAAAAGAAGAAGAAAAAAUUCCGGAAGAUCAAAAAAAAAAAAAUAUAAAAUGUAAGAAAGAUGAAUACAAAUUGUAUAGAUGGACCAUGGAUGAUAUUAAUUCAGAUUUAUUUGGAGCUAAGACAAAAAAAAGAGGAGAUCAAAACAAAGGGGAAGAAACAACUGGUACUGCCAUGUCUUACAUAAAUAAUAAAGUUGUAGAGAAGUUGACUCGAUUGACGGAAGAUAACCAUCUUUUCAUCCCCCUGAAUAAAUUACCAGUGAAUGAUAUAUAUAUGAACUUUCCCUCCUAUGUGUAUGUGUCCAAAAAUUUUAUAAACAUAGACUCAAUCAACACCAAGAAGGGAAAGAAGCUCAUGAAUGUCUUGGUUGUUAUUGAGUGUGUGCACAAUGCACAGGAACAAGUCACUUCCUUGAAUCAUCAGAGACACAACAACUACGACGAAUAUGCAGAAAGAGAAGCUUUGCAAAAUAUAUGGAAUAUUUUAAAGGAAGAUAAUCUACAAGAGAUUUUAAAUAUUUUGGACAUCAAUCCUUUUAAGUAUUCGUAUGACUUGGCGAAAGUUAUGACGGACCAUGUGAAGAACAGUGAGUUUGAUGGCAACAAGUUUGACACCUUCAUUUCGCUACUAAACAGAAUGGAACUUUACUUUAGUAAUAAAAACAAAAAGUACAUCAUUUUAAGCUUGCAAGAGGCGGAGACCUUGCGUUAUUACAUCCAUAAGAGGUUCAGUAGGCAGAAAGUGGAGAUGGCUUUGUCCGGUAGAUCCUCCCAUUUGGUGAAAACGGACAGUUUUUACCUUCCUUCCAAGGUGGAACCAAACAAUAAUGCUAAUUCUGUCCUACAGGGUUGUAUGGAGAAGAAAGGGAAAAUUCACUCCAUUGGUGACAACCUUUUUGAUGGCCCCAACGAGGGACAUACCAGCAAUGCGCAAGUGGAGCAAGGGGGCCCAGAUUUAAAUCACAAAAUACACAACUUCAUGGAGGAAGAAAUGUUCCAACAAAAUUUAAUAAGCGAUGGGUGGGGAUUGAACAACAACCUGUCCAGCAUAACACUGGAGGGAAAGGACGAAGCGGACGAUAUGGAUCACUUUUUUAUGGAGGACAUUAAUAAAAAGGAAGUGGAGAAAAAGACAAACGUGAGUCAUACAAGCAACUGGGAGAUUACACAAAAGGGGACCGUUAAGGAGGAACAAAACGUAGAAAUGCUGUCCAUCUAUGAGAAGGAAAAAAUGGAAAUCGAAACAAUAAAGGAGGAAAACUUCUUUUCAGAUAUGUACGUAAAUUUGUACAACUACCUCUUUUGGUUCACCCCUAUCGAAAUUACGGACCGAAAUAAUCUGAGGAAGUAUCUGUCCAGGCAAAUACAAAUAGUGUACAGUGUAUGUAAAUUUUUUAAUUCUGAUCGGAAAUUUAUUGACGCACAUGUGAAUUUGUUACUACAGUACUUGAAUUUUAAUUCACCCAAGCACCGAUUUAGCUAUUUUAAUGAUUUAUAUCUUCUGAGGAGAAUAAUGAAGGACAGUCUAACCAAGAGUAAUCUGAAAAUGCCUGAGAAGAAUAGCCUGCUCAUCAAGAAAAAUAUCGAAUUAGAAAUGGUAGAAAAAAAGCUUUUUGAAGGGAAUGGAGACAUUUAUGCUUUUAAAAUUAUGCAACAAACUGUUCGACAAAGUUUAAAAAAAAAACAAUUAACACUUCAAGAAAUUUUUGACAAAGAUGAUUUAGAUUACAUCUGCAGCAAACAGGACAUACGAAUCCUUUUCGAAUUUUUAAAUAUUCGGGAUAGCAAAUCUGUAAAUGUUUUAUUUGACAUUUUGGGUUCCACCAUUUCUUUGCACGAGCUUUGCUUUACUCUGAACCCUGUGGAAAAUAUCAAAAAAACAGAUUUCCACAAGGAUCUCUACACUGAGGACAAGAAGACAUACGCCGAGGACUUUGUCAAUGAAGCUGAAAAGUACCUCAAGAAUUUUAGGUUUUCCCUCACGGAGCAUACGUAUUUUAAGGUGAUAUGGUCUGGUAGGAUAUCCAGCCAGCGAAUUGUUCAGGAAUCGCUGGACGGCCGGGAGGCAGGAACAAUUGGCAGCGAUAAGAGGGCCCCGUUCGGCAGUAGCGCGAACAGGAACGCCAUCCCGAAUGAGCGAGACCCCUACAACAAGUCGCCAACGAACGAUUUGCUAAGCGACAUUUUUGGAUUCAACAAGUCGCAGAGAGACGAGCAGAUUAACCACCCAGUCAAAAAUUCGGAACAAUUUUAUAUCUACGAAGCGGAAAAUAUAGACCCUAAAGACAGAGGAAUGAUGAGUAAAAAUAAACAUAAAAUUAUUUUUGGCCACUAUGCUUCGACCAAGCCAGGGGAUAAUAAUUUCCCAAUAUUAGAAAUGACAGACAUAUCGAUCAACAGCAUGUACACAAGUGCAUCUGCCCAAGAAAUUCUUAACCUUCUCUUCCCUUAUCCUAAAAAAUAUUUGUUACUGUGGCAUGAAGAUUAUUCCAUAAAAAGCGUCGAUGAGUGCCUGCACAUAUGGAAGCCCGUCUUGUCUUCUACCCAUAUGUCCGGCACCACCUUCCUGGGCUUCGUGGUCACCGUUGGCCCGCACCAGCCUCCCUUGAACAAGAUCCGGGCUCUACCAAAGUCGCUGAUCAAAGUGGUGCAGAAUAAGAAGUUUGCCACCUUUUACUCGGACAAUAGUUUCUCCAUAGACAACUCGGGCAUUUUAAAUUCUCUCAACGUUCAUUUUUACAAUGGCCUGGACGUUAACAACUACGAAGAAUUCCUCUUUAGAAAUUUCUCCCUUAGCAUUGCCGCUAGGGUUAAAAAGAUCAAAUCUGUGAAUGAAGACAUCUUCAAUUUAUGGGGCGAAGACAAGCCGCAGGAACAGGAGGAUGCAGACGAGACCUCCCCCGAGUGGGAAAUAAUUCCCCAGUGCUUUUAG
This is a messenger RNA of Plasmodium fragile, 19566 nucleotides long. RefSeq lists its product as uncharacterized. NCBI's taxonomy places the organism in Eukaryota, Apicomplexa, Aconoidasida, Haemosporida, Plasmodiidae. Bases 1 to 19566 code for a protein of 6521 amino acids. Gene Ontology annotation, molecular function: cysteine-type deubiquitinase activity; K63-linked polyubiquitin modification-dependent protein binding. The record is from RefSeq and is a predicted model, not a curated record. Gene Ontology annotation, cellular component: cytoplasm; nucleus. Gene Ontology annotation, biological process: protein deubiquitination involved in ubiquitin-dependent protein catabolic process. The transcript is spliced from 2 exons.